This is a messenger RNA of Thermothelomyces thermophilus ATCC 42464, 1107 nucleotides long. RefSeq lists its product as uncharacterized. The transcript has a single exon. NCBI's taxonomy places the organism in Eukaryota, Fungi, Ascomycota, Sordariomycetes, Sordariales, Chaetomiaceae. The coding region runs from base 1 to 1107 and encodes 368 amino acids. The record is from RefSeq and is a predicted model, not a curated record.
AUGGCCAACUUCCUGAGCCCCUGGGAACGCCGCAAUGGCGUUCGCGUCCUGCUCACCAGCGACGCACUGCAACGCGUGGUUGGCACAGAAUCGGGUGUGUCGACUUCAUCAACCCCUGCGAGCCGGCCCGACUACAGCAGUUCCCGUCCUCAUAGCAGCAGUCCAACUGCGGCCGCCCUCGGCUCCCCAUCUACCUACAGGGGCUCAGCUUACGACGUGGCUUCCUCCCGGCCCGGCUCGCCCUCGCCGUGCGAACACCGCACCACUUCAGACUACCCCUCGACCUCCUCCCCUGUCCCUGCCCCCUCCGGCUUCCAAGACAACCCAACGCAAGCCCUGUCCGCGGACCGCUGGACAUCCACGACGCCAACUCACGAAGGCCACCUCGACCUGCCGACGUCAGCACACCGCACGCCUACCCAACCAACCCCCCCUCCCCGGAGCCCUUCCCCGUGGUGGUCUUCCCUGCCGGUCUACCUCCACCCGUACGUAAGCAGCGACACUGACCAACCAGAUACUAGCACUAUUAGCGCUGUUGACAGCGCCACUAAUAGCACCGCUGCUGCCCGCGACCGCUCGCCCGUCCUCGGACCGUCGCACACGCCUCCGGACCAGACAGCGUUUGAUUCUGCCUACGACUCGUUCGUCUACUGGGAUGAUGAAGGCGCUGGCACGAACUACGGCGGGUCUACGCCUCUAGACCAGACAGCGUUUGCUUCUACUUACGACUCGUUCGUCUAUUACGAUAAUGAAGGCGGCGGUAUAAACUACAGCGGGUCCACGCCUCUAGACCAGACAGCGUCUGCUUCCGCCUACGACUCGUUCGUCUAUUACGAUAAUGAAGGCGCCGGCACGAACUGCGGCGGGUCCACGCCUCCGGACCAGACCGUGUUGGCUUCCGCCUACGACUCGUUUGUCUAUUGGGAUGAUGAAGGCGCCGGCACGAACUACGGCGGGUCCACGCUGACGACGGAGUACAGGUCCGGGCCACGGGGCGGUGAUAAUAGUGUUGGUGGUGGUGGUGGUGGUGGUGGUAGCCACGGCGGCGGGGGCGGGGGGCAGAGGAGGGAGAAGGACCAGCGCUGGACGCAGCAGCAGCAGCAGUAG